Molecule: messenger RNA, 1733 nt
Organism: Camellia sinensis
Lineage: Eukaryota; Viridiplantae; Streptophyta; Magnoliopsida; Ericales; Theaceae
Product: thylakoidal processing peptidase 1, chloroplastic
Biological process (GO): thylakoid membrane organization
Cellular component (GO): chloroplast thylakoid membrane
Molecular function (GO): serine-type endopeptidase activity
Source: RefSeq, a predicted model, not a curated record
UCCGUUGCUCAACCCCUCGUCUAAUUUACGCGUCUCAAUUCUCUCUCUCUGAGCGAUCGCUCAGGAGUGAGGACUCGUUAGGGUUUUCCAAUUCUAUCAUCUUCUUCCUCACUCUCAUCACCGCAACAUCCAAUUUUGCUCCGAUUUUCCUCAUUACCUUCCGAUUCUUUCACUGAUUUCAAUUCAACUCUCCCUCCUCCGUUUCACUUUUUAUUUCAUCACCAAUGGCAUUUCUCGCCCUUUAGGGUUUCUCUUAUCAUCACCCUCGUUCCCCAAAACCACUCUGUACCGGUUCUUGAUCAGACUAUCAAAAUCCGCAGCCAUGGCGAUCAGGUUCACUGUCACCUACUCCGGCUACGUCGCCCAAAACCUCGCCGCCUCUGCCUCCAACAAAGCCGGAGGUUGCCGCUUGUUUCACGAAUGCUUCGUCCGAUCUCGCCUUUUCUGCCCUAACCAGAAGCCCGAACUCGACCCCCCCGCCUCCGCCGCCAGGAACUACCACCACCAGGCUGAGUCCCGGCGGCCGAAGUCGAAUUGCUGGGUCAAGAACUCAUCCUCUAUGUGCACUACCCUUGCCAGCGAAUUUCCGGUGGAGAACAGUAAGUCUUCGCGGCAUGUUGUUGGUUUGAUUUCGUUACUCAACUCGUCGUCUUGUGUUUCGUCUAUGGCGAUUUUUGGGAUUUCGCCUUUGAAGGCCUCUUCGAUCAUUCCGUUUUUACGAGGGUCGAAGUGGCUUCCCUGUAACGAGCCAAUUCUGAUCUCGGCUAGUAAUGAGGUGGAUGAGGGUGGAACAGAGUGUAGAGAAGUGGAAGAGAAUGAUUGCUUUAGUGGAAGGACGUUUGAGAGGAGCAAUUGGUUCUCGAGGUUGUUGAAUUUUCGUUCCGAGGAUGCCAAGGCCGUUUUCACGGCGUUGACUGUUAGUAUACUUUUCCGAUCAUCCUUGGCCGAGCCAAGAUCCAUUCCUUCGUCUUCUAUGUUUCCAACUUUGGAUGUGGGUGAUAGGAUAUUAGCCGAGAAGGUUUCCUAUGUCUUUAGAAAGCCUGAAGUUUCAGAUAUUGUGAUAUUUAAGGUGCCUCCAAUUCUUCAGGAAAUCGGCUAUAGUUCAGGUGAUGUGUUUAUAAAGCGCAUUGUUGCAAAGGAACGGGAUUUUGUUGAAGUACAUGAUGGUAAGUUAAUGGUGAAUGGUAUUGUGCAAGAAGAGGAUUUCAUUUUGGAGCCACUUGAUUAUGAAAUGGAACCAGUGCUUGUACCUGAAGGUUUUGUGUUUGUCAUGGGGGACAACCGCAACAAUAGUUUUGAUUCGCAUAAUUGGGGUCCUCUUCCAGUAAAAAAUAUUGUUGGCAGGUCGGUGCUUCGUUAUUGGCCACCAUCCAAAGUCUCCGACACUAUUUAUGAAGCACCUGUGAAUAAGGAUGCAGUGGCAGUCUCUUGACCCCUUUCCCCUUUGCCUGCAGAAGGGGAUUUCUAAUAACCUUUUUUCAUCCAAUUAAUUAAUUUCCAAUUCCCCCCAUUUUGGAUCAAUACUGAGCAGUUGUGAAUAUUCUACCUUUCUAGAUCAGGUGUUUAGCAUACGUUGGGGAUGGACCAUCUCGUCCACCAGACGGUGUAGAUUUUGUGGAUCUCCUAAUGAUGACCGGUUUAGUGGUUUUGCAUUAUUUUCUGUAUUGACUUUCAAACUUGUUUCUAUAGAAAAAGUGGGAAGAAAAACAAAUUCACUUUAGUUUCGUGAGAAA